AGAAUGAGAUUGACUUCCGGUUGCGACGUCGAGCAAGACGGUUCGAGUUGAGUGCGUUCUCUGGUUUGUGCCGAUUUUGUGUUGAGUUGCCGCUUUUAUAAAUAGAUCUGUUGCAUAACAGCUCUAUCGAAAGCUCUUCUUUCCCGAUCAGUGUAUUCGCUUACCACGUAGUCUAACCAGGAGACCGUUUUUCAAGUAAUAAUCGGUCUGCUACGCAUCGGGCCUUUGUCCGGUGCGGGCCGGCCAUCUUGCUCAAUCUUUUCGCUCGCGAAACGCAUUGUGCUGUGUUAUUCUUUGUCAAUGUUUUUUGACGCAUUCAGCAUCAAAUCAUCCCAGUGCAUCGCUUUUACCUCUCGCCAUAACCUAACUAAUCAAAUGAAAUCAUGCCGCCUCCGCGGGAUAGAAGCCGGUCACCCGUAAAAAAAAGGCUUUACCGCCAAGGACGAUAGUGAUUCUGAAACGCAAGAAGCAAUUCUAAAUAUGAUUGCCAGCUCUGUUCCUCCACUGCCAUGCGAGUCUCCGGACAGCGACAUGGAGGCCGAGCCAACUCAAGAAAAAUCUCUCACUUCACAGUCCAAUCAGGAAAAUAGUGUCGAUAAUGAACCCUCCUCGUCCGCCUCUAAAAUCUCAAGAGAUGCAAGUGACCAAGGCUACACUAGUUCCUCUACCCUCAAGAGACAAUCCCGAAAAACCCAAGACGAGGAAAAUUCAGUUCCAAAAAAGCUCAAUGCUUCGAAGCAGAUCCCAGACGCUGUCUUAGCAAACAGAUAUACCAAGUCUUCACAAGGACCUUAUGAAAUUGUUGUUACGUCCAUAGGAUCAAUCAACUCUUCCAUCCACCCUCUCACAGUGGGCCGUUUUCUCAGUUCCACUCUUAAAAAGGAUAUAACAGAAAUCAAGAAACUAGGCUUCUCUAAAAGUAUCGAGACAAGGAGUAAUAAGAAAUGUACCACUAGACCUCGCUGAAAAUACUAUUAAGGAAGAAAUUGACAGCUCGGUUGGGAUCAUCUCCGUGCGGAGGCUCAGCAGAAAGAUUAUUGAUCCAUCCACAAGAUCGGUGAGCUACUCACCCUCCAAAUCUAUCGCAAUUACUUUUGAAGGUCAGACAGUUCCGCAGUUCCUCUACUUGUAUAUGGUCAGAUAUGAAGUUUCUCUCUUGAUCUCCAAGCCUUCUCUCUGCUACUCCUGUUAUCGAUAUGGACACAUAAAGUCCCAGUGCAGAGGACAGCCUCGUUGUAUCCACUGUGGGGAUAAAUCCCACGACAAUACCUCUCCUUGCCAAAACAUAAACCAACCUCCAUCUUGCAUCAACUGCAAAGGCCCUCACAAGACAAACGAUCCUUCCUGUCCUGAAUGGCUCUUACAAAAACAAAUUCUCGAACUUGCCGCAUACAAAAACAUUCCUAUCCUAGAAGCAAAAAACACCAUCCGCGGAAACAACACCAGAAGAUCUAACCAUAUCGACUUCUCAAAUUUCCUUGAGCUUAGUAACUCUCCUACCCCAGACACCUUGUAAACCAAUUCCUCAUAUCACUCAUCCCCUCCCCCUCUUUCCCCGCAAUCAUAUGCAAACGUUGUAAAAAACUUGCAAACGAUACCCCACAACCCAUACCACUCUUCUUCUUCUAACAACGGUUCCCCCUCUUCGCCCUCCUUCUCACCUUCGCAUCCUCACCCUGCUACCAACAAAACUUCCCCCUCUCUUCUUCUUUCUCCCUCCCCUCUAUAUUCAAAACAAUAUAAUCGUAACCGUAACCAGAACCGUAACCCCUCCUCCUCCAGCACCAAUCAACGCUUCCCUCCAAACUCCCUCUUGAUCUCCCCGGAUGGCCGUCUCCCAUCAUAUCCUAACGGCAUCGCCU
Messenger RNA from Formica exsecta, 1862 nucleotides. RefSeq lists its product as uncharacterized. The transcript is spliced from 2 exons. The coding region runs from base 481 to 966 and encodes 161 amino acids. The record is from RefSeq and is a predicted model, not a curated record. NCBI's taxonomy places the organism in Eukaryota, Metazoa, Arthropoda, Insecta, Hymenoptera, Formicidae.